This is a messenger RNA of Schizosaccharomyces japonicus yFS275, 571 nucleotides long. RefSeq lists its product as hypothetical. The record is from RefSeq and is a predicted model, not a curated record. The transcript has a single exon. Bases 172 to 321 code for a protein of 49 amino acids. NCBI's taxonomy places the organism in Eukaryota, Fungi, Ascomycota, Schizosaccharomycetes, Schizosaccharomycetales, Schizosaccharomycetaceae. Gene Ontology annotation, cellular component: membrane.
UCGCCUACCAGCCUGUCGUCAUCACAUUGCUGACGUCGACAAUUGCUGUUGGCGGGACGACUUUACCAUGCAUGGCCAUGACCUAGCUCGACAAGUAAUAAAUUUUUAUCACCAUCACUUUGUUUAUCCUCCACGCGAUUGUCCGGGAGUUUUCUCAAAGAAUAUUAUACUAUGAAGCCAAAAUUCAAAAUCCCUUUCGAGUUGUUACCCCUUGCAGCUGCUAUUUCUACUGCUGUGGGUAUCGCCGGCUUUACAAUUGCCCGUAAAUUAUACCGUGACAAGACCAUCCGCGUAAACCCAGCUGAACGGAAACAAAUGUAGGCAAAUCGCCGGACACGGGGCAAAUAAGAAGGUACUGAGAAACUCAAGGAGGCGUCCAACCUCGGAUCCUCCUCCACUCCAUUCGCAACACACCGACAAGUCCCACGGCCCAGGCACGUAGUAGCGAAAUGAACACAGCAAUAAGAUACGCACCAACAAGUACCCGCUUCCACACAUGCCAACAGUAAUAAAACACACUCCAGCCCACUACUACACCCCUUCCUCUCUUAACUCAAGAGUUCUAAUAUAG